Fraxinus pennsylvanica is the source of this 600-nucleotide messenger RNA. NCBI's taxonomy places the organism in Eukaryota, Viridiplantae, Streptophyta, Magnoliopsida, Lamiales, Oleaceae. The record is from the annotation of a GenBank genome assembly.
AUGAGUAAAAGAGAUAAGGAGCCCAGGAGGUUUACGUCCUGCAGUGCUAAACGACAUGCUGCAAAGUUGAAGAAGUCACGUGAUGAGUACAUCAAGCCAAUUAGUUAUGCAGAUGAUGACAGGUUUGAGUUUGAUCCAGAAGAAUGCAGUCUAGCUCAUGGGAAAUGGGUGUUCAAUCAAUCAGUUAAGCCUCUGUACUCAGACAAGACAUGCCCGUAUGUGGACAGACAAUUCUCCUGUGUUCAGAAUGGACGCCUCGAUUCUGAUUACCGUCAUUGGCAAUGGCAGCCUGAUGAUUGUAUGUUGCCUAGGUUUGAUCCUCAAAUUGCGCUGAAAAAACUUCAAGGAAAGAGGCUAAUGUUUGUAGGGGAUUCAAUUCAAAGAGGACAAUGGGAAUCCUUUGUUUGCCUAGUAGAAUCCGUAAUACCCCAACACCAGCAAUCCAUGAAACGAGGCCGUAUGCAUUCAGUCUUCAAAGCUAAGGAAUACAAUGCCACAAUUGAGUUCUAUUGGGCUCCAUUUCUAGUAGAGUCCAACUCAGAUGUUCAAAAAAUAGCAGAUCCAAAAAAGAGAAUUCUAAAAGUAAUCUGGAUCUUUUGA